Molecule: messenger RNA, 1308 nt
Organism: Leishmania mexicana MHOM/GT/2001/U1103
Lineage: Eukaryota; Euglenozoa; Kinetoplastea; Trypanosomatida; Trypanosomatidae
Exons: 1
Coding region: 1-1308 (435 amino acids)
Biological process (GO): protein deneddylation
Cellular component (GO): COP9 signalosome
Molecular function (GO): protein binding
Source: RefSeq, a predicted model, not a curated record
AUGGAGGAGGACUACUACUACGAUGACGGGGGCUACGGCGAUUACUACGACAACGGUACCGAUGAGGUUGCCGACGUGAACCCAUUGGAGCUCAAGUACGUGGAUGGUAAGAACUUCAUGCAGAGCAACGUGGAGGAGAGUCUGCGGUGCUUGCAGGAGGUCGUGACUGAGGACAGCGAGCACGGCAGGUGGACUUUCAAGGCACUGAAGAUGCUCGCGCGCGCCUGUCGUAUCGCGAAGCUGUAUGACGCUAUGGCGGACUACUAUACGCAGGUCGUGCAUUUUACUCACCCUGACAUUGGCGCUGCUGCGGUUGCAAAGGCGAUGCUCAAGUUCACCGAGGAAAGCCAGCGAGUGCCGGCGGAGUGGCGAAGGCGCAUCCUGGACGUUACUCUGAGGGUGGCCACCGCGCAACCAGAGUCCUAUCGGGACGUCAUUGUGCCCACCCUCCUGCGCCGUGCCACUCUCUUUCUUGAAGAGGCCAAGUAUGAGGAGGCUCUCGUAGACUUGCAGGCGGCACUGCAGCAGUGCGAUGAAUCUAUCACCACCAUGGCCCAGAUCAACGCCAACUCUGUGUACCACAUUCGCACCCUUCAACUCACUGCGUAUCGCAAGCUCAACCGCUACGCAGAGCUGCGACGUGCCUACUACGAAUUAGGCAGGGUGCAUGCGGCGUUGCCGUCGCUACGCAUGAUUGGCAGCGCCAUGGAGUCGGCUGGGCACUUGUUCCUGCACGACGCGGACUGGGCCGCAGCUCACCGUGCAUUCUCUUCGGCUCUGCGUUGCCACACAGAGAGCGGUGAUGCGCAGCAGUACAACGUGGUUAAGUACGUCGUGCUCGCCACUAUUAUGACUGGGCUGCCGGUGGACGUAUUUGCGCAGGAGACUCUGGCAAAUCACCCGUCUGUUCGCCCAGUACGUGCCCUCUGGGAAGCCUUUGUCGCAUUGGACGUAUCGACUUUUCUGCAGGUGUUGCACGCUCCCGAUAGCGCGGCGUGCUUCGCGAAGGACGCGGAGUUUGCAUCGUACGUGGAGCCGAUGGUGUUCCAGGUGCGUACCAACUACCUCAUCUCUUACUCCAAGAGCUUUGGCACGCUGUCACUUGUGGAGCUCGGUGCUCGGCUGCAGCUGCAGGAGCAACCGUGCAAGGAGCUGUGCACGAGUGCCAUUCUCCUGGGUCUCAUCAACGCUCACGUGGACGAUGCGCGGAAGCUGCUUCUGUUUCAGCGUGCAUCGCGCGCCGUGCCUAGCAGCGUGGCUGUGUUGCGUGAUCUGUCCGACUUGACGAGCGAACUCUGCUGUAAGUAG